CAUCACGACAGUUGUUGCUCACACACGGCAAACGCGUUUUAAAGACAGAUGUGUUGGUGAUAAAUUCAAGCUAACAGAGUUAACGCAAUCAAUCUGCUGGAUUAUCAAUAUUUUACAAAAUGGGAAUAGCCGAUGAGGCUGACCGGACUCUGUAUGUCGGGAACUUGGACCCUCAAGUAACAGAAGAAGUUAUAUUCGAGCUGUUUUUACAGGCUGGGCCAUUGAUCAAAGUCAAAAUCCCCAAAGACAAUGAUGGAAAAUCAAAACCGUUUGCAUUUGUAAACUUCAAGCAUGAAGUGUCUGUGCCCUACGCCUUGACCUUGCUCAAUGGGAUCCGUCUGUAUGGACGGCAGCUCAACCUACAGUUCAGAGCCGGCAGCAGUCAUAUUAAUCAGGAAGGCAAAAGUCCAGCGAACUCUCAAAACCCUAGUCCGGCGAAUACACCAGGUCACCGCGGUGGAAGAACCCCAGAGCAGAUGGGCUCUCCGUCCUACUCUCCUCCACAGCAUAUCCAAAGGUCUUUCAGUUCACCCGACAGUCUGCAGAGACAGGCAAUGAUGAACAACGUGUGGCAGGUUCAGAUGCAGCAGUUGCAGCAGUUCAAUGGAGCCUUCCAGCAGAGCAUGCAGCAGCUCCGGGGUUCUGCGGACGGUAACCCCUGGCAACAGGAUUGGUCUGGCCAGCGCGGUCAACGCCACUCUCACCAGGACAAUAACAACCAUCAUGGCAGAGAUCAACGCCACGGAAACAACGGGAACAACUACGACCGGCAUCGGCGUGAUAGCCCGCGGGGUGACUUUCAUCAUCACGAUGACCGCAGCGGAGGACACAACAGAAACUACCCCCCCGAGAGGCGGAGAGACUCACGGGACGGCUCUAGAGAGGGACGGUGGAAGCGCUUUUAGAAAUCAACUUUAGUUGCAUUUUAGUUCUCCUGAAAACCUUUUUGUUUUUUUUUAUCAACUGUUUUUAUAACAUUUUGUUAUCCUCCUAGAUUUUUAAAUUUCAUAUUUUUGGUGGAUUAUAUCUUAUAUGUUUAAAAAAAAAAAAAAGUUAGCAGUACAACUAUAGGGGGGUACAAAUUUUUGAUAAGGUUAAGGCAUUUUGAACAAACUCUUUGUUGAGAUGCAAGAACAAAAAAAAACAAACAAAAUCAGUAAGAAAUUGGCUGUUUAUGUGCUGGCCUAUUUUUAAAAUACAUGUUUUGAUCUCAGGGGGACACCUAUGUUUAUACAUAUAUAUUUUUGUUUAUUUUUAAGAAUGUCCUUUUUUUGAGAAAUUUCGGUAUAUACAACAUCGAAAUGCAUAAAAGAAUCAGAUUUGCUAUGGUGGAUUUUGAUUUUCUAGAAAUUUGUAAUUUCUCAGGAUUUCUCAUUAUAAAGAAUAGACUUUCAAAUGCUUUGUUUGAUUUAACAAUGUUUAAUGUUUUUUAAAAAACAUAUUGUUUUACUUUCUACGUUCCCCUUUUGGGAUGAAAUAAUUGACUCUUAAUUCAUCAUGACACUCUUUGAAAACUUGGAACAGUAACUAGUUUUAAUACUUUUGUAAAUACACCAUUUUUAUUGUCAAGUGCAACAUUUGGUUAUUUGUUCGUUUUCAUAAAAGUCAAUGUUCACUGAA
This is a messenger RNA of Megalobrama amblycephala (Wuchang bream), 1620 nucleotides long. It is a transcript of the gene rbm7, whose product is annotated as RNA binding motif protein 7. Bases 120 to 905 code for a protein of 261 amino acids. Gene Ontology annotation, biological process: regulation of alternative mRNA splicing, via spliceosome. Lineage: Eukaryota; Metazoa; Chordata; Actinopteri; Cypriniformes; Xenocyprididae. The record is from RefSeq and is a predicted model, not a curated record. The transcript is spliced from 5 exons. Gene Ontology annotation, cellular component: nucleus. Gene Ontology annotation, molecular function: single-stranded RNA binding.